AUGGAAAAGCUGACCAAGUAUCUUUCGGAAAACACCUAUAUUCACUACGCUACCCCGCAGUCCGCAGGAACGCCUAUGGCUCAACGCAUUCACUGCGUUUGCAUCAGCCAUUUCCCUGAGGUCCUGGAUGUGAUGGCCGAGCACGCAACGCUGCAGCCCGAUAGCCCUGAAGCCAUCUUCGGUGCUCACGUCCCGCACUUUACUGUUGAGAUUUUCUCAAUGGCUGCAUCGGCAGAGAAGCUUCAGAGGAACCUCGUGUGGGCUCAGAAAUCUGUGGCGGCCUUGAGAAGCACAAAUCCCAAAAAUGUCGUGCUGUCAACUGACCCUCCAUGGACACCCAUGGAUGAUCUGGACUUAAGACUGACCUACGGCAGCCGCUACGAUGAUCCAAAAGGGGUCAAGCAGAAACAUGAUGGUGGGAAUGUUUUCAAGCAUACAGUGAUCCAGCUUGGAUAG
Molecule: messenger RNA, 456 nt
Organism: Penicillium maclennaniae
Lineage: Eukaryota; Fungi; Ascomycota; Eurotiomycetes; Eurotiales; Aspergillaceae
Product: FAD-binding domain-containing protein
Exons: 2
Coding region: 1-456 (151 amino acids)
Source: RefSeq, a predicted model, not a curated record